This is a messenger RNA of Alnus glutinosa, 1461 nucleotides long. RefSeq names its product putative UPF0481 protein At3g02645. NCBI's taxonomy places the organism in Eukaryota, Viridiplantae, Streptophyta, Magnoliopsida, Fagales, Betulaceae. The record is from RefSeq and is a predicted model, not a curated record. The transcript has a single exon. Bases 1 to 1461 code for a protein of 486 amino acids.
AUGGAAAAGAAGGAUAGCGAUACCAUAAUUUACAUUGAAAAAGAACUCGAUGAAUCAACGCACUUAUUUGACAAAAUUAACAUUUCAUCAGACCAGCCCUGUCUGGAGUGGCCUGAAUGUUGUAUCUACAAGGUUCCCAAGAAACUACGCAAGAUAAGUGAAGAAGCCUACACUCCGAAGUUGAUCUCAAUAGGCCCCUUUCAUCAUGGUGGAAAUGAAUUCGAGGAUAUGGAAAAGCACAAAGUGAGAUGUUUUACGGAUUUCUUGAAACGAACAGGGAAGAGCAUGGAGGAUCUUCUGGAGAUCAUUAAAGUCGAUGAAGAAAAAAUUAGCCAUUGCUAUUCAGAAGAAAAAAUAAGUCAUUGUUAUUCAGAAGAUUGUAUACUCGGAAGUGAUGAUCAUUUUGUGAAAAUGAUUCUAUUGGAUACCAUCUUUAUAAUUGAGCUCUUCUUAAAGGUUCAAGACAACGAAGAAAGAGAAAAAGAAAAAGAUUAUAUUCUACGUAAACCAUGGCUGUUAACUGGUAUAACACAUGACUUGAUAUUACUUGAGAAUCAAGUUCCUUACUUUAUUCUUGAGAAAUUAUAUAAGUUCGCCCUCAAUGACUCUCCCAGUGCCAACCAUGGUGAAGAAGGCGGCAAGCAAAUUGUGAAACAGGAUGCUCCCAACUUUCUUAUGCUUUCCCGCAAUUUCUUUGAACCUUAUGAUAAGCAUAAAGACUCCAUCAUCGACACAGAAGUAAAACAUUUCACAGAUUUGCUAAGAUACUUUUUAUGUUCAGGCAUGAUUAUGAAACCUAACAAAGGUCAUCUGGAUAGUCGAAUUUGUGCCACAAAGCUUGAGGACGCAGGAUUGAAAUUCAAAGUCGUAGGUAAAAAUGAUAGACGCUUACUGCUGGAUAUAAAAUUCGUUAUGGAUCCAUGCUUGAAAAACUUUCCAUGCUUCAAUUCGUCAUGGCUCUUGGCUUGCUUACCAUGCUUGAAAAUGUUUCCGAGGUUGGAGCGUAUGCAACCUAUCCUGGAAGUCCCACCCAUUGUGAUUGACGACAAUACUGAAGUUCUUUUCCGAAACCUCAUCGCCCUAGAGCAGUGUCAUUAUCCACUUCAACCUUACAUCUGCAAUUAUGCUGACCUAUUGGACAAUCUAAUCGACAAUGAAAAAGAUGUGGAUUUGCUCGUGGAGAAAAAGAUCAUUGUUAACAAUAUCGGUAGCAACCAAAGAGUGGCGGAACUAGUUAACAGACUUUGCCUUGAGAUUGUGGUACAUGAUGAUCAAUCUUGUUACUCCGAUAUAGGACAAGAACUUAAUACAUACAGUGACAACCAUUGGAACCGCAUCAUGGCAGGCAUGAAAAGCAAGUUUUUCUGUGAUUUUUGGAGAGGCGCUGCAACAACAUUUGCAAUUUUUUUCACGCUUGACCAGUUAUGGGGUUUGGUUCGGCCUUUUGUGAUAAACAAAUAA